UCAAGUUUCUACAUUUUGCCAGGCCAGACUUGGCACAGUUUCCCCCCCUGUGCCGUCAUAAUUUCAGAUCUCGCGGAGAAGCCUGGAGUGUAAUCAACCCUAGCCAGGGGGAAUCUCAGGGCGGACGCUCAGCAUCAGCCAUGUCGACCCUUCUGCGCUGCGUCUCCACCUCUUCUGUGGUUUUGUUCCAGCGAGGGGCCCGUCAGAAGAUACCUGGAAGGAGGAAUUUCAGGACCUUCCCUGUGUUAUGGGACCAAAAGGCCUCCAGAGGAGUUCUCUACAAGGACGUGAUGGUUGGCGUUCCUAAAGAGACCGUACAGAAUGAGCGUCGUGUGGCUUUGUCUCCCGCUGGGGUGCAGGCGCUGGUCAAACAGGGAUUCAUGGUACAGGUGGAGAGCGGAGCUGGAGAAGAGUCCAAGUUCUCUGAUCAGCAGUACAAAGAUGCUGGAGCCACAAUCACUGACGUCAAGGGGGCCCUUGGCUCAGAUUUGGUCCUCAAGGUUCGAGCCCCCAGUCCGAGCGAGGCAGACCUCCUCAAGCCAAAGUCCACCCUGGUGAGCUUCGUCUACCCGGCACAGAACCCAGAGCUGAUGAAGAAGCUGUCAGAGAGGCAGAGCACUGUGCUGGCCAUGGACCAGGUGCCCCGAGUCACCAUCGCACAGGGCUACGAUGCACUCAGCUCCAUGGCUAACAUUGCUGGGUACAAGGCUGUGGUUCUGGCUGCUAACCACUUUGGCAGGUUUUUUACUGGUCAGAUCACAGCUGCAGGAAAAGUACCUCCUGCUAAGGUUCUGGUUAUUGGAGGUGGAGUGGCUGGUUUAGCAGCAGCAGGUGCAGCAAAGUCAAUGGGAGCUAUCGUCAGAGGGUUUGACACCAGGCCGGCAGCCCUGGAGCAGUUCAAGUCAUUCGGAGCCGAGCCUUUAGAAGUGGAAGUCAGUGAGUCUGGUGAGGGCGUUGGAGGAUACGCCAAAGAGAUGUCUAAGGAGUUCAUCGAGGCUGAGAUGGCUCUUUUUGCUAAGCAGUGUAAAGAGGUUGACAUUCUCAUCAGCACUGCUUUGAUCCCAGGGAAGCGAGCCCCCAUUCUCAUCAAGACGGAGUUUGUGGAGUCGAUGAAAGAUGGUUCUGUGGUGGUGGAUCUGGCUGCAGAGGCAGGGGGAAACAUUGAGACCACCAAGCCUGGAGAGUUGCACGUUCACAAGGGAGUUACACACAUUGGCUAUACAGACCUGCCUAGCCGCAUGGCCUCUCAGGCCAGCACUUUGUACUCCAACAAUGUCCUGAAGCUGCUGAAGGCCAUUAGCCCUGAUAAGGAAUACUUCCACUAUGAGCCUACAGAUGACUUUGACUAUGGAACCCUUGACCAUGUCAUUCGUGGGACCAUGGUUAUGAAGGAAGGCAAGAACAUGUUCCCGUCCCCCCUCCCCAAAACAACCCCCCCAGCCCCAGUGAAACAGAAAUCAGUGGCAGAGUUGAAAGCUGAGAAAGCUGCUGUGGUCUCUCCCUUCAGACGGACCAUGACCUCUGCGAGUGUCUAUACUGCAGGUGUGUCCACCUGUCUGGCUCUGGGCAUCAUCUCCCCCAACGCAGCCUUCACUCAGAUGGUCACCACCUUUGGCUUGUCAGGGAUUGUGGGCUACCACACUGUAUGGGGCGUGACCUCCGCUCUGCACUCCCCUCUCAUGUCUGUCACCAACGCCAUCUCAGGUCUGACAGCAGUUGGAGGUCUGGUGCUGAUGGGAGGAGGUCUCACACCCUCCUCCCUGCCCGAGAGUCUUGCUCUUGCUGCUGCGUUUGUUUCCUCCAUCAACAUUGCUGGUGGCUUCCUGAUCACUAAGAGGAUGUUGGACAUGUUCAAGCGGCCCACUGACCCUCCAGAGUACAACUACCUGUACGCUCUGCGGGGUUGUUUUGUGGGAGGAUAUGGAGCCUCAGUUGCUGCUGGAUAUAAUGUUGAGCAGAUGAUGUACUUGGGCUCUGGCCUGUGCUGUGUUGGGGCGCUGGCAGGUCUCUCUGCACAGGGAACCAGUCGCCUGGGAAAUACCCUGGGCAUGAUGGGAGUUGCAGGCGGCAUCGCUGCCACCCUCGGCGCCCUCAAACCUUCUCCAGAGUUGCUGUCUCAGAUGUCUAUGGCCAUGGCCACUGGAGGAACCCUUGGUCUGACCAUUGCCAAACGUAUUGAAAUCACAGACUUGCCGCAGCUCGUGGCAGCCUUCCACAGCCUUGUGGGGCUGGCAGCUGUUCUCACCUGCGUGGCUGAGUACAUGAUUGAAUUCCCCCACCUGGAAACCCACCCAGCUGCCGGUGUGAUCAAAACCGUGGCGUAUCUGGGCACCUACAUCGGCGGCGUCACGUUCAGCGGCUCCCUUGUGGCCUACGGCAAGCUUCAGGGCGUCCUGGACUCAGCCCCCCUGCUUUUGCCAGGGCGACAUGCGAUGAACGCUGCUCUAAUGGCGGCAUCUGUGGGAGGCAUGGUGCCCUUUAUGCUAACCUCAAGCUAUGGAACUGGCAUGGGGUGUCUACUGGGAGUGUCUGGGCUUUCCACUGUCAUGGGUGUCACCCUGACAGCAGCCAUAGGGGGCGCUGACAUGCCCGUGGUCAUCACCGUGUUGAACAGCUACUCUGGUUGGGCUCUCUGUGCUGAAGGCUUCUUAUUAGAAAACAAUCUCAUGACGAUUGUCGGAGCUCUGAUUGGCUCUUCUGGUGCCAUCCUCUCUUACAUCAUGUGUGUGGCUAUGAACCGCUCCCUGCCUAAUGUGAUCCUGGGUGGGUAUGGCACCACCUCCACAGCAGGCGGUAAACCCAUGGAGAUUGUUGGUACUCACACUGAGGUCAACGUUGACCAGACCAUUGACAUCGUCAAAGAAGCCAACAACAUCAUCAUCACCCCAGGUUGGGGUCUGUGUGCAGCAAAAGCUCAGUACCCCAUUGCAGACAUGGUGAAAAUGCUGAGGGAACAGGGCAAGACUGUCAGGUUUGGUAUCCACCCAGUGGCCGGUCGUAUGCCCGGCCAGCUCAACGUCCUCUUGGCCGAGGCUGGAGUUCCCUAUGAUGUGGUCCUGGAGAUGGAUGAGAUCAAUGAAGACUUCCCUGAGACAGACUUGACAAUGGUCAUUGGAGCCAACGACACUGUGAACUCUGCGGCACAAGAGGAUCCCAACUCCAUCAUUGCUGGCAUGCCUGUCCUGGAGGUGUGGAAGUCCAAGCAGGUGAUAGUUAUGAAGCGUACCUUGGGCGUGGGCUACGCCGCUGUCGAUAACCCCAUUUUCUACAAACACACAUCUAUGUUGCUAGGAGAUGCCAAGAAGACGUGUGACAGCCUGCAGGCUAAGAUCAGAGAGACUUACUACUAUGACCCUUCAUUAGCUUACCAUCGUGGACAGUAGAUGAGUACAGAUUAGAGGCAGGAUCACACAUAUGAAAUUUCCAGCAUUGACUUUAACGAUACAUAUUUAUAGAAAAAAGGAUUUAAUGUUCUGCAACAAAUAUGAUUCUAUCACUGAAGUGUCCAAGACUCAUAAAUAUGAUGAAAUAUGGCACGUAUAACAAAAGCAUGAUUAUUUACGGAUUUGUAAAUAAAAAUAUUUAAACAUUU
This is a messenger RNA of Notolabrus celidotus (New Zealand spotty), 3592 nucleotides long. RefSeq names its product NAD(P) transhydrogenase, mitochondrial-like. Lineage: Eukaryota; Metazoa; Chordata; Actinopteri; Labriformes; Labridae. The record is from RefSeq and is a predicted model, not a curated record. Gene Ontology annotation, cellular component: mitochondrial inner membrane. Gene Ontology annotation, molecular function: NAD binding; NADP binding. Gene Ontology annotation, biological process: proton transmembrane transport; NADPH regeneration.